AUGUGUGUUCAUAUCUAUCUAUCUAUCUAUCUCUCUAAGACUUUUCUCUCUCUCUCUCUAUCUAUCUAUCUAUCUAAGACUUUUCUCUCUCUCUCUUUCCCUCUCUCUCUCUAUAUCUAUCUAUCUAUCUAUCUAUCUAAGACUUUUUUCUAUCUAUCUAUCUAUCUAUCUAUCUAUCUAUCUAUCUAUCUAUCUAUCUAUCUAUCUAUCUAUCUGGGAAGGUUGGGAAUGUGCAGCAUGGCGGAAGAGGUGAAUAGACAAGAUGAAAGAAAUGAGAAGAAUAUAAAAGGUAACAUCUAUCUAUCUAUCUAUCUAUCUAUCUAUCUAUCUAUCUAUCUCAAUCUGUUCAUAUCUAUCUAUCUAUCUAUCUAUCUAUCUAUCUAUCUAUCUAUCUAUCUAUCUCAAUCUGUUCAUAUCUAUCUAUCUAUCUAUCUAUCUAUCUAUCUAUUUUUCUAUCUAUCUCUCUAUCUCACUCUCUUAUAUCCGGGUUACACUGUAUCUGUCUAUCUCAGUUAG
Acanthosepion pharaonis is the source of this 516-nucleotide messenger RNA. NCBI's taxonomy places the organism in Eukaryota, Metazoa, Mollusca, Cephalopoda, Sepiida, Sepiidae. The record is from the annotation of a GenBank genome assembly.